Messenger RNA from Antechinus flavipes (yellow-footed antechinus), 3090 nucleotides. It is a transcript of the gene NUDT15, whose product is annotated as nudix hydrolase 15. The transcript has 3 exons. Gene Ontology annotation, cellular component: cytosol. The record is from RefSeq and is a predicted model, not a curated record. The coding region runs from base 2175 to 2657 and encodes 160 amino acids. Gene Ontology annotation, molecular function: 8-oxo-7,8-dihydrodeoxyguanosine triphosphate pyrophosphatase activity. Lineage: Eukaryota; Metazoa; Chordata; Mammalia; Dasyuromorphia; Dasyuridae. Gene Ontology annotation, biological process: dGTP catabolic process.
CUCUAAGUAGUGUGCUAAGAGUUGAUGAUUCAAGAAAUGACACAAUUCAGGCUCUCAAGGUACUCAUACUCUCAAUUGUGGGAAUCAAUAUAUAAUGAAAGGUUCAGUUCUUGGUAGAUGGGAAGGCCAAGUAGUACAGAUCUGGCAGCAAAAGUAUCAGGGCAAUAACGAGGCUCCCAAAAUCCUAGAAAGCAAUAGCAGAGAGAUGGGUCAAAAUCUAGAGCAGGCAUCUAAGAUACCUCUUGGGAAAGAGGCAAUGGAAGUUUGGUUGGGGGAGGAAAUAGUGUACAGUAAGGCUGCUCUCUGUAGUCAAGUGCUUGUUGACAAUUAGGGUGAUGAAUAGGAAGGUCCUUGGCAUCAGAGCCAUCAUCAUAGCACUAGUCUGCUGGUUGGAAGGGAAGAAGAUAGUCUAAGUAAUGGCAGGAUGCCAAAACUGGACUCCAGCUUCGGUCUUAUUUGCCCCAAGGUCCUCCCAGGAUAUCGGCUUACUGAUUCCUGCUUCUUAUGGACAUCUCACUUUCCCAGAGAGAGAAGUCUAGAGGAAGAAUUCAAAGUUGGUCUAUGGUUUAAAGUAUGCUGUUUCUACUCCUUUGGAAAAUAGGAAAAUAUAUUCCCUUUAGUUCUAGGGCACCUUCCAUAAUUUUUCUAAUUUCAUCUAAAGCAGUUUCAACAUUCAUAUCAGCAGGGUCUUUAAUAGUCUUGGGAUGUAUCUCACCCGUAACUGGUAACAUGAAUUCAUCAAAGGCAGUUAGAAGCUUUAGUACUUCUUCCCUACUUACCAAGGCUAUGAAAUAAUGAUAAACUACAUUUGUUCUAUCCUUUUCAGUUCAGCUCAUUCAUUUAAAAGAGAAAAAACAAAAACAAAAUAGGAGUUGAAGGGCUUAACUUUUUCCUUCAGGUCAAUUAUCAUUAUCAUGGAGGUAAUAUUCACAAUGAGUAUGCUCUGCCUCCUCCUCUCUACCUUUCCUGACUUCUAUAAAGAUCAGAUCCCUCUUAAUUUCAGUGCCUUUCCUUUGCUGAUUCUUUUCUAGUCAUCCUGUGUAUAGCUUUUUGAUACCUAAUUUGUGGCAUGUUGUCUCCCCCACUAGACUGUAAGCUCCUUGGAAACAGACCUGUAUUUUGUUAUUAAUGAUUUUAAAAGGCCUUAGCACAAUGUCUAGCACACUGUUAUUGUUCAGUUAGGCCUAACUCUUCCUGAUGCCAUUCCCUUCUCUAAUGGAUUAAGGCCAACAAGGAAACUCAGGCUGAAUAGUCUCUGUGCCUUAAGCACAUAGUAGCUAUGUUUAAAAUGUUUCUUAAUUGACUGAUUGAUUGGUAUUUGUACAAACAACAUCAAAAGAGCCACUGCCAUAAAGUUGCAGACUGAAAGGUAGGAGGAUGCUAGGUUUGGCUUGGAAAGCCAAACAGAAGUUUGUAUUUGCUCCUGGAGGCAAUAGGAAGCCACUGGAGUUAAAUAAGGAGUGCCAUGAUGGAACCUGGGCUCAGGAAAAUCAUUUGGGGGGCUGAAUGGAAAAUGGGGAAGACCUGGGGCAGGAAGACCCACCAGCAGGCUAUCGCAAUAUGCAGAUAUGAAGUGGUGGGGGCAGUGUCAGAGAAGAGGAGGGGCACACUGGAGAGAUGUUGAAAAGGUGAAACUGACAGGCCUUGGUGACCUAUGGCUAUGGAGAGGAGAGAAUGAGGAAUCCAGGAUAACUCCUAUCCUGUAGCUGUAAACUCGAAUGCCUGGGAAGAUAGGAUUGCACUUUACAGUACGGGGGAGUGGAGAGAGGAGGGAGAGAGGGACACAUAAAAACACAGGACAUUAAGUUAGUAUAGACUGAGCUCAAUCUCAAGCAUUAUUAGCUGUGUGACUUUGGAAACGUAAGUCUCGAAGACUGUUUUCUUCUCUUUAAGGUACUGAAGAAUAUUCCUAAGGUUCACCCUAAGGACGAUGAGGAAAAGUACAAGAUUCAAAUGAAAGGCCCCAUGGUGUCUACCGCCUCCACGCACGGCCUGGAGAAAACACUCCUUCCCAGAUCACAAGCUUGACCCGUCUUUCUAGAGACCGACUACGGGAGCCUGCGAGAUCCAGAAUCUACUCGCGCGAAAGACCAGACGCCCACACAGGAUACAAGAUACGCGAUUGGAGAGCUCUGAGGAACGUCACUUCCGGAAGUACUAAUGGAGUCGCAAACAUGGAUCCGUCAGUGAGCAAGGAUCCAGGUCGAUUGCGGCGGCGGCGGCCAGGGGUUGGUGUCGGGGUGGUGAUUACGAGCUCCAAGCACCCUCAGUGCGUUCUUCUGGGGAAAAGGAAAGGGUCCUUUGGAGCCGGCACUUUUCAGCUUCCCGGGGGUCACUUGGAGUUCGGGGAAACCUUGGAAGAAGCUGCUCUUCACCUGACAAAUGUUCGCUUUGCUUCUGUUGUCAAUUCUGUCAGUGAGAAAGAUGAUUACCAUUAUGUCACUAUAUUGAUGAAAGGAGAGGUAGAUAUAACUUAUGAUUCAGAACCAAAGAAUGUAGAACCUGAAAAAAAUGAAGGUUGGGAAUGGGUUCCAUGGGAUGAUUUCCCUCCACUAGACCAGCUUUUCUGGGCUUUGCGCUGUUUAAAGGAACAAGGCUACAAUCCUUUUAAGGAAGAAUUGAAUCAUCUAGUAGGCUACAGAGGAAAGCAUCAAUAGAAUGCUUGCACAUCAAUUAAGUUGUCAUAGAUUGUACAAAAAACUUCCCAUGUUCUAGAAAACAGUAGAGCUUCCAUAAUAAAAGUUAAUUUAUUUAUUCUCGUAGCAAAGUAAACAAGGGAGGCUAUAUGAAAGUAAACUUGGCCUCAGAGCAGGGAAGACUUGGGCUCAAUCAUUUUCAAGGUAGUAGCUAUUUGCUACCUUGUGAGUAUAAACCUUACUUUAGGAAUAGAGAAUGAAACUCCUAUGAGGGAGCCAUUCCACACCCUUUUCCCACAGCAAUGCAGGUCAGGAUCUUCUCUGUUACUGUAGUUUUAGAGAGUUGCCUAAAGCUAUGAGAAAUCAGGAACUAUUUGUUAGAAAUUGCACUUAAAUACAGGUCUCAAUCUGUAAAAUGAGAGGAUUCAAUUAAAUAAAUGUAUCAUCCAUUCCU